GAUAUUCAAUUGACCGGUCGAAAGAAGGUGCGCGAAUAUACGAUGACGUUUUCAUGCUCAAACGCGUUUCAGUGCUCGUCGAGAAAUGAUCUGUAUCGAAAGCCAACAUUUUAACCUCAACCGAAUUCUUUUUCUCGCGAUAGGAUUAUGGCCUUAUCAACAAUCGAGACUCGCUCAACUUCAGACCAUAUUUCUUUUUAGCAUUUUGACGAGUUAUAUUGUGUUCCAACUUACUCCGUUUAUAACUGCAGAAUUUUCUCUUAAACUGGUCAUCAAAGUUUGCUCGUCCAUAUUUUGUUUCAUUGUUUUCGUAAUUAAAUAUAGCUCAUUCUGGAUUAAGACUCAAACUGUAAAAUGGACAUUGGAGCAAUUGCAGCAUAUGUGUAACGAGUUAAAAGACGAGAAUGAAAUUGCCAUUAUAGAAAGAUAUGGGUACUAUGCAAAAUGUUCUACGUUUAGAUUUACAUUGUUAACUGUGUGCGGUCUGUUUAUUAUCAUUCUCCAGCCAAUUUUGCCGCAUACUUUUUAUGCUUUUUUAUUUGUAAACACAUCGUAUUCACGUUACAAAAUACCGAUUACGACAGAGUAUUUUGUCGACGAAGAAAGGUAUUUUUAUUUACUUUUGCUGCAUGUGGACAUAGCUCUUUGUAUAGGAAUGAUUGUACUGGUAGCGACAGGGACAAUGCUCAUAGCGUCUUUUAAACACGCCUGUGGAAUGUUUAAGAUCGCCAGUUAUCGUAUCGAACGAGCGAUUUCAAUUACUAUGGUGAUGAAUAUUAAUUUAGUGGAUAAAAUUACGAUUUAUAAGAGUUUAAUUCAUGCCAUAGACAUUCAUCGCAAAACCAUGCAGUUCUCCACGGAUUUAAUGUCUAACUUUGAGAUAACAUUUCUUUUCUUAAUAGUGUUUACUGUGCUUUCGUUGAGCCUCAAUCUUUAUCAAAUUUUUCAGAUUAUAUCGUAUGGGGCUGAUGCGAAGGAACUGUUAUAUCAUGUAUCAUAUGUAGUUAUUACUCUUAUAUACAUGUUUAUGGCCAAUUAUGUUGGGCAAGAAAUUACAGAUCACAAUAACCACGUAUUCUUCACUGUAUAUAAUAUUCGAUGGUAUAUAGCACCUUUACACGUACAGAAAUUGAUAUUAUUUCUUUUGCAAAGGGGUGGUAAAACUUUUGGUUUGACUGUAGGUAAACUGUUUAUAUCAUCUUUAGACUGUUUCGCCACGCUGACAAAUGCAUCGAUGUCUUACUUUACUUUAAUAUAUUCGAUCCGGCAAUAGUGAAAGGAUUUAUCAUUACUCAAUAGUACAUUGAAAAACACGGUAGAUAUAUGCAAACAGUUUCCCAUGUCUUCGCUUCUACUUAGAUAUUGAAUAAAACUAUCGAGGAUA
Molecule: messenger RNA, 1384 nt
Organism: Harpegnathos saltator (Jerdon's jumping ant)
Lineage: Eukaryota; Metazoa; Arthropoda; Insecta; Hymenoptera; Formicidae
Exons: 9
Coding region: 86-1273 (395 amino acids)
Biological process (GO): detection of chemical stimulus involved in sensory perception of smell; sensory perception of smell
Cellular component (GO): plasma membrane
Molecular function (GO): olfactory receptor activity; odorant binding
Source: RefSeq, a predicted model, not a curated record